Messenger RNA from Acanthamoeba castellanii str. Neff, 375 nucleotides. Its product is annotated as iron donor protein CyaY, putative. Gene Ontology annotation, biological process: iron incorporation into metallo-sulfur cluster; intracellular iron ion homeostasis. The transcript has 3 exons. Gene Ontology annotation, cellular component: mitochondrion. Bases 1 to 375 code for a protein of 124 amino acids. NCBI's taxonomy places the organism in Eukaryota, Discosea, Longamoebia, Acanthamoebidae. Gene Ontology annotation, molecular function: ferrous iron binding; ferric iron binding; 2 iron, 2 sulfur cluster binding. The record is from RefSeq and is a predicted model, not a curated record.
AUGUUCGGCAGCGCACGACACGCGAGGCACCUCGCCACGAGCGCCGAACCGCCCUCCGCCGGCGAGUUCGCAAAGGCGGCCGAAGAAACGCUCGAAGAUCUGCAAGAUCGACUCGAGGAGGCUGGCCUCGACGAAGAUCUCGACAUCUCCUACUCAGAUGGAGUGCUGACGAUCCGGCUGGGUGACAAAGGCACAUACGUGAUCAACAAGCAGACCCCGAACCGCCAGCUCUGGUUCUCUUCUCCCAUCAGCGGGCCGAAGCGGUUCGACUACGUGGCCACCGAGGGCAAGUGGCUCGACACGAGGGAGCGUGAGCCCCUCCACCAACUCCUCUACGCCGAACUCGAACAGCUCACUGGCGUGUCCCUUUCGUGA